CUAUGAGUAGAUUUUUGUGUGAUUUUUGAAAAAGUAAAUCUGAUAUAGAGAAGAGGGGGAGGAAAGAAAAUGUAGAGGCAGAUUGGUUUAAAAGCUUCUCUUUCUUACUCACACCUUCAAUAAUUUCUUAAAAACUACAAUUAUUAGGAUGCUCUUAUCAACUUUCUUAUUGGAUUGGUUUAAAAGCCAAAAAGGCUGAGUGUACAUUACAAAUGGCUGUACAGGCGGACUUUACCUCAUUGCCAAUCACCAGUGGCCAUGUGCCCAUGCACGCUCGGUCUUUUCGCCAGGCUAGUAGACGCCAUGAGUUAUUCGUCGAAAGCAAAAUGGAGAGCCGUCGUGUGAAAGUGGCGCGCCACCUGGAGCCAUGGCGGGACCUUACCGGAAAGGUUGUGAUGGUCACCGGAGCCUCGUCGGGGCUGGGCCGAGAAUUCAGCCUCGACUUGGCCAAAGCCGGCUGCAGAGUCAUCGCCGCGGCGCGCCGAGUGGACCGCCUCAAAUCUCUCUGCGACGAGAUCAAUGGAGUCGGUUCCGGCGAUUCCAGCACCGUUCCGCCGCCCCGAGCCGUGGCUGUUGUGCUCGAUAUCAGCGCCGGCGGUUCCGCCGUCGAGGCCGCCGUUCAGAAGGCCUGGGCCGCCUUCGGACGUAUCGACGCAUUGAUUAACAAUGCCGGUAUUAGAGGUAGCAGGCAGAGUCCAUUGGAUCUGACAGAGGAAGAAUGGAAUGAGACCAUAAGAACAAACCUAACUGGAACAUGGUUGGUCACAAAAUAUGUGUGUUUGCUGAUGCGCAAUGCUAGGCUGGGAGGAUCUGUCAUCAACAUCUCCUCCAUUAAUGGGCUUAAUCGUGUGCAGUUCAUGGGGGCUCUUGCUUAUUCUUCUUCAAAGAGUGCUCUCAACACAUUCACAAAGGCGAUGGCGCUUGAACUGGGAGCUUAUGGGAUAAGAGUGAACUCCAUUUCUCCUGGGAUUUUCAAGUCCGAGAUCACCAUGAAUCUGUUGCAGAAACAUUGGAUCAAAAAGGUUGCUAAUAAGAUUCUGCCUUUAAGAACACUUGGCUCAACAGAUCCAGCACUCACAUCACUUAUACGUUACUUAAUCCACGACUCCUCCGAAUAUAUAUCCGGAAAUAUUUAUGUCGUUGAUGCUGGAACUACUUUGCCUGGUGUUCCCAUUUUCUCUUCUCUCUAAAACAAAUCCGCCAACUCAUCUUUUACCAACGUAACACUCUCGAUACAACUCUCCAUGAAUGAGAGGGAUCUUAUUCAAACUUGGUUGAAUUAGUCUAAUCUUGUUGAGAAUACUAGUGUUUGUGAUGCACAGAAAAUUAUGUUAUCAUGAAAUUAAAUAUGAUAUUCGGGUUGUAAUUAUAAAAAAUCUAUUAGAUAAUUACACUUAUAGUUUUGAGUAUAAAAGGUUGAAUAAUGAAU
Ipomoea triloba (trilobed morning glory) is the source of this 1429-nucleotide messenger RNA. Its product is annotated as 3-oxoacyl-[acyl-carrier-protein] reductase FabG-like. NCBI's taxonomy places the organism in Eukaryota, Viridiplantae, Streptophyta, Magnoliopsida, Solanales, Convolvulaceae. The record is from RefSeq and is a predicted model, not a curated record. The transcript has 4 exons. Gene Ontology annotation, molecular function: oxidoreductase activity. Bases 213 to 1190 code for a protein of 325 amino acids.